Miscanthus lutarioriparius is the source of this 885-nucleotide messenger RNA. The record is from the annotation of a GenBank genome assembly. Lineage: Eukaryota; Viridiplantae; Streptophyta; Magnoliopsida; Poales; Poaceae.
AUGACCACUAACGUGGACGCCAUUCAGGAGCGGGGGCUGGCGGACAUCCUCGCCCGCAACGGCGACGCCGAGUACCUUGCGAAAUGUGGCCUCGCCGGCGCCGGCGCUUCCGACCGAGCCACUUUCCGUCCCAAGGUGCCCAUGGCGACGUACGACGACUUGAAGCAGUACAACUUGCGCAUCGCCAACGGCGACAGGUCGCCCAUCCUGUCAGGCUCUGUGCACCCCAUUUCCGAGUUCAACGUCAGCUCCGGCACGUCGGACGGCGAGCCCAAGCUGAUCCCGGCCGUCAAGGAUGAGGAGCGGGGGCUGGCGGACAUCCUCGCCCGCAACGGCGACGCCGAGUACCUUGCGAAAUGUGGCCUCGCCGGCGCCGGCGAUUCCGACCGAGCCACUUUCCGUCCCAAGGUGCCCAUGGCGGCGUCUGACGACUUGAAGCGGUACAACCAGCGCGCCGCCAACGGCGACAGGUCCCAUCCUGUCAUCCUCCGCCACCCCAUUUCCGAGUUCAACGUCAGCUCCGGCACGUCGGACGGCGAGCCCAAGCUGAUCCCGGCCGAGCGGGGGCUGGCGGACAUCCUCGCCCGCAACGGCGACGCCGAGUACCUUGCGAAAUGUGGCCUCGCCGGCGCCGGCGAUUCCGACCGAGCCACUUUCCGUCCCAAGGUGCCCAUGGCGACGUACGACGACUUGAAGCAGUACAACCUGCGCAUCACCAACGGCGACAGGUCGCCCAUCCUGUCAGGCUCCGUGCACCCCAUUUCCGAGUUCAACGUCAGCUCCGGCACGUCGGACGGCGAGCCCAAGCUGAUCUCGGCUGUCAAGGAUGAGGUCAACUGCCGCAUGCUACUCCAUGGCCUCGUCAUGGCAGUCAUGAACCAGUAA